This is a messenger RNA of Notolabrus celidotus (New Zealand spotty), 1359 nucleotides long. Its product is annotated as agouti-signaling protein-like. The transcript has 3 exons. Gene Ontology annotation, biological process: hormone-mediated signaling pathway; positive regulation of feeding behavior; adult feeding behavior. Gene Ontology annotation, molecular function: neuropeptide hormone activity; type 1 melanocortin receptor binding. The record is from RefSeq and is a predicted model, not a curated record. Bases 128 to 574 code for a protein of 148 amino acids. Gene Ontology annotation, cellular component: extracellular region. Lineage: Eukaryota; Metazoa; Chordata; Actinopteri; Labriformes; Labridae.
AGAAGGGAGCAGAGCCAAAGAAGAAGACCUCUCAGUCACAUCACAUCUUGGAUUUAAAGUCUUCUUGCUGAUAGUUCCCUCUGAACCCACUGUUACAUCUGACAACAGGUAGCUGUUCACGGUCAGGAUGCAGCUGUCAGUCCUGCUGUUCGGGCUCCUGCAGCUGUCCUUUGUCAGUGGGGGACCCUCCGUCCGCAGCGAUGUUCAGCCCGCCGGCAGCGGUGUGUCCCGCAACAACAGCAGCAGCAGCAGCGGCGGCAGCGGCAGGGCGCAGGUCCCACAGAGCACAGGGUCUGUGAACACCGGCAGAAAGAGACCUCUGUUUGCAAGGAGAGGACAGUAUGAACGACAGAGAGUGCAGAAACCGAAAAGGGUUCCUCAAAACGUCCCUCCACCUCCACCUCCACCUGACGCGGGAGUCAAACCUACAAAGCCAAAGUGCUCUCAGCUGACUCAGAGCUGCACGCCGCAGUCUGGGUGCUGCGAGACAGGAGCAUCGUGCCACUGCCGCUUCUUCAACGCAAUCUGCUUCUGUCGGAGGUCGAACUCGUUACCAAAGAAGAACAAAACUUAGUGAUUGAGACUAAAACUCAGACUGCAGGCUCACGAAUAGAGGCCAUCACACACUGACAAGAUUGAGUUGUAGUACAAAGUUUACCACAACAAGCUCAACACACAUAUUGAUGCAUUGUAAGGAAAGGAUCAGAGGCAUCAUUAUGUAAAAUCGUCAUCUUUAUACGGUAAAUAUGAAGAAGUUUAUACCUCUUGUUAAAGGCAGCUGCUUACAAAGCUCAACACUAAUAAUGAAGCUUUGCCUUAAACGCACUCAUUAAACAGUACUUUUUAUAUUUCUUUACUAUCAUCAGUAUUUCACUUCAUACUGCUGACAGUGUUGUACUAUUUCAUCAGCUGUCUCAUGUCUUAGGUCCUGUUUUCCUUGUGGUUUUGUUGAUCGUAUGACCCCUGAUACUAAACGCAGGGAAAACUAAGAACAUUCAAGCACAUCAUCUUCAUUUGACAACACAUGCACAGCAUUUAAGAAAAGCUCUGCAGUAAAGGCAAGAAGCCACAGACACAGUUAAAGGCAGUAAAUGCCAACAAUACAAACAACAGUCCUGUGUGUUGUGGCAUUUGGUUGGGUUGUCUGUAUUUCGGUGCAUUUUCUUAAGUCUGCAAAUUCUUGAAGAUCUUUUUUAAUCUCUUUGUGUUUAAUGGAGAUGCUUGUGUUUUUUGUAUGACAUUGUGCUGAGCUCUCAGGGCCACUGUAAUUAUGCUCUGUGUUGUUAUGAUUUAACAAUUAAGCUUUUUUCUAGGACUGGGUGACACAGUUUUUUUAAGAUAUACUGUUAUAUUUUCAAG